Molecule: messenger RNA, 2468 nt
Organism: Euleptes europaea (tarantolino)
Lineage: Eukaryota; Metazoa; Chordata; Lepidosauria; Squamata; Sphaerodactylidae
Gene: UBP1
Product: upstream binding protein 1
Exons: 16
Coding region: 30-1646 (538 amino acids)
Biological process (GO): regulation of transcription by RNA polymerase II
Cellular component (GO): nucleus
Molecular function (GO): DNA-binding transcription activator activity, RNA polymerase II-specific; RNA polymerase II cis-regulatory region sequence-specific DNA binding
Source: RefSeq, a predicted model, not a curated record
UGCCCGCCCCUCGGGGCCGCCGGAGAAAGAUGGCGUGGGUGCUGAAGAUGGACGAAGUGAUCGAGUCCGGGCUGGCGCACGACUUCGACGCCAGCCUCUCCGGCAUCGGGCAGGAGCUCGGGGCCGGCGCUUACAGCAUGAGUGAUGUUCUGGCUUUGCCCAUUUUCAAGCAAGAAGAUUCUAGCCUUCCACCUGAUAAUGAUGCAAAACAUCCACCUUUUCAAUAUGUUAUGAGUGCUGCAACAUCUCCUGCUGUCAAACUGCAUGAUGAAACCCUUACUUACUUAAAUCAAGGUCAGUCCUAUGAAAUACGACUAUUAGAUAAUAGAAAAAUGGGAGAUAUGCCAGAGAUUAAUGGAAAACUGGUGAAGAGUAUCAUAAGAGUUGUAUUCCAUGACAGAAGACUGCAAUAUACAGAGCAUCAGCAGCUAGAGGGCUGGAAGUGGAAUCGUCCUGGAGAUAGACUGCUUGAUUUAGAUAUUCCUAUGUCAGUUGGAGUAAUCGAUAUACAGACAAAUCCAAGCCAGCUCAAUGCAGUUGAAUUUCUGUGGGAUCCUGGAAAACGAACAUCUGCCUUUAUUCAGGUACAUUGUAUCAGCACUGAAUUCACACCACGUAAACAUGGAGGUGAAAAAGGAGUUCCUUUUAGGAUUCAGGUUGACACUUUUAAGCAGGCUGAAAAUGAAGAAUAUACUGAUCAUCUGCAUUCAGCUAGCUGCCAAAUUAAAGUUUUUAAGCCGAAAGGGGCAGACAGGAAACAGAAAACAGACAGAGAAAAGAUGGAGAAACGAACUGCCCCUGAAAAAGAAAAAUAUCAGCCUUCAUAUGACACUACAAUUCUCACAGAGAUGAGGCUUGAGCCUAUAAUUGAAGAUGCAGUUGAACAUGAGCAGAAAAAGUCCAGCAAGCGGACUUUGCCAGCAGACUACGGUGAUUCUCUGGCAAAGCGAGGCAGUUGUUCACCAUGGCCUGACACACCUACUGCAUUUGUGAAUAGUAGCCCUACCCCAACUCCGACUUUUUCCUCUACUACACGUACUACUUGCAGUGUCCCAGACAGUAAUUCAUCAUCUCCAAAUCACCAAGGAGAUGCUAUUCCACAAGUGUCUGGAGAGCAACUUCAUCCUUCAGCCACAAUCCAGGAAACCCAACAAUGGUUGCUAAAACAUAGAUUUCCUACUUACACAAGGCUGUUUUCAAAUUUCUCAGGUGCUGAUUUAUUGAAGCUGACAAGAGAAGACCUGGUACAAAUCUGUGGUCCAGCCGAUGGAAUUCGGCUAUACAAUGCACUUAAAUCAAGGUCUGUUAGGCCACGUCUAACAAUUUAUGUAUGCCAGGAGCAAUCAAGGAGCAUACAGCUGGAAAGGCAGCAAGACUCAGGCAGUGCAGAGAGCAGGAAUGGUGCAAUAUACGUUUAUCAUGCAAUCUACUUGGAAGAAAUGGCUGCCUCAGAAGUCACUCGCAAGCUUGCUUUGGUGUUCAAUAUUCCUUUGCAUCAGAUUAAUCAGGUUUACAGACAGGGUCCUACUGGCAUCCAUAUCAUUGUCAGCGAUCAGAUGGUGCAGAACUUUGAAGAUGAGAGUUGCUUCUUAGUUACCACAAUAAAAGAUGAAAAUGGUGACGGCUUCCAUAUAAUUUUGAAGUGAUAUUGCCAUAACUAUGGUGGACUGAUAUUCCAGUAUAGAAUGAAGUCAUGCUCAAGAACGACCAAUUAGCAUCCAAGUCUCUUCAGGGAUCUGACUUCACCGUAUAGAAUGUUUCAUAUUGAAAACACAAGAUGACCUUUCUAAUGAGCCGUUUAGUAGAUGAACUUAUCACUGCCAUAGCCAAAUGUCCUCAUAAGAGGUAUAAACGCCAUGACAGCUUAUGUACAGGCAUGGAAAAAGCAAAGUAAACAAAGGUGUUUGCCCUUUUUGAAAUAAGGCAAGCUAUGGCCAGUAGAUGCAGUUGCUAGAAGCAGUACUGCUUUCCUGUUACACUGUAUCCAGUUUGAAUGUAACUUACUCUGGGCAUUUACCUUUCUGUGCCAGUUUGUCUAUUACUUGCUUGUACCUUAUGCUGAUUUUUUUAUGUUAGCAGAGCACAUAGUAAUUUGUGUGGAGAUAAGUAGUAAAGACGAUAGCAAUCAGGUUUUUGGGUCUUGAAAGUAAAAGCUGUUAAAACAGCAUCCUGUGUAAAGUGUGUAUAAGCGUGAAUGUAAGAAGUGCAAAUGUCAGAGUUGGACUUGGUUAAAGUCCUAGCCAGAUGAAAACUAAGCAUGCAUCAGAAUGCAUAACCAUUCGUACCUACUUGAAAGGAUUGGUAUAAAUCCUGUGAGGUACAAUAUUUUGCUUUGUAAUAGGUUCAUUGAAAAAGAUCUGCCUAUGCAUCAUGUCUUAUAGUUUUUCUAUGAAGGACUGUUGCAGUUCAGGUUUUUCAUUUUUUUAAAAACUACCUUUUUAAAUAAUGAGUUGGGACUGUCUCAUGGA